Molecule: messenger RNA, 1185 nt
Organism: Sordaria macrospora k-hell
Lineage: Eukaryota; Fungi; Ascomycota; Sordariomycetes; Sordariales; Sordariaceae
Biological process (GO): isoprenoid biosynthetic process; isopentenyl diphosphate biosynthetic process, mevalonate pathway
Cellular component (GO): cytosol
Molecular function (GO): ATP binding; diphosphomevalonate decarboxylase activity
Source: RefSeq, a predicted model, not a curated record
AUGGCUUCCGAAAAGGUCUACCGCGCCAGCACCACGGCCCCCGUCAAUAUUGCCGUCGUCAAGUACUGGGGCAAGCGCGACACCAAGCUCAACCUCCCAACCAACAGCUCUCUCUCCGUCACUCUCUCCCAAGCCGACCUCCGCACCCUCACUACCGCUUCCUGCUCGGCCUCGUACCCCGAAGGUGACUCCCUUCUUCUCAAUGGCGAGCCUUCCGAUGUCUCUGGCGCUCGCCCCCAGGCCUGCUUCCGCGAGCUUCGCACCCGUCGUGCCGCUCUCGAGGCUGCCGACCCCUCGCUCCCCAAGCUCUCCACCAUGCCCCUGCGCAUCGUCUCCGAGAACAACUUCCCUACCGCUGCCGGUCUCGCCUCGUCCGCCGCUGGCUUCGCUGCCUUCGUGAGGGCUAUCGCCAACCUCUACGAGCUCCCUGCCUCCCCCUCGGAGCUGAGCUUGAUCGCUCGCCAGGGCUCCGGUUCCGCCUGCCGCAGUCUGUUUGGUGGUUAUGUUGCCUGGCGCAUGGGUGAGGCUGCUGAUGGAACCGAUUCCAUGGCCGACCAGGUUGCCGAGGCCUCGCACUGGCCCGAGAUGCGCGCCCUUAUCCUCGUCGCGUCCGCCGCCAAGAAGGGUGUCAGCUCGACCUCGGGCAUGCAGCAGACUGUUGCCACCUCCGGUCUCUUCCAGGAGCGCAUCAAGUCGGUGGUGCCCAAGAACAUGGAGAUCAUGGAGAAGGCGAUUUCCGAGCGCGACUUUGCCGCCUUUGCCGAGGUUACGAUGCGCGACUCCAACUCGUUCCACGCUACCUGCGCCGACACCUAUCCUCCCAUCUUCUACAUGAACGACGUUUCGCGCGCCGCUAUUCGCGCCGUUGAGGCCAUCAAUGCGGCUGCUGGCCGGACCGUUGCCGCUUAUACCUUCGAUGCCGGCCCGAACGCCGUCAUCUACUAUCUCGAGCAGGAUACCGAGGCUGUUGUUGGAAACCUCUACAGCGUCCUUAGCGAGGUGGAUGGCUGGAAGGCGUCCGCCGUUGAGGGCCUCAAGUCCAACAUUUCCUUCGAUGAGAGCGUUGCCGGUUUGUUGAAGAACGGUGUUAGCCGUGUGAUCAUGACCAGUGUCGGCGAGGGUCCGGUUGCGACACAGGAGUACCUGGUGGCUGAGGAUGGCACCCCGGUAAAGAGCUCUUCUUAG